This is a messenger RNA of Mycena citricolor, 2214 nucleotides long. Lineage: Eukaryota; Fungi; Basidiomycota; Agaricomycetes; Agaricales; Mycenaceae. The record is from the annotation of a GenBank genome assembly.
CUCUGAAUGUUGCACUCGGUUUCUCUGGAGAUGUCCAAGCAAGCUAGCAGCGAGCGAUCACGUUGCCCAUCUCGCUAUAUUCCCAAAAGCUUCCGAGGCCGAAGACCCCUGGGCUGCAAUUCAUGCAGACUCGCUCUCACUCUCGGAGCAACAGCUGCUGACUGCUGUUUCCAACGCUGCGUAGCAGCAGCGGCCCGUGAAGUUUGCUUGCGCUGUACAUUUGCACCAUGCAAGGGUCGAGGCCACAAUGUGGCGUGUAUAUUGGCCGGCCGCAGAUCAUCGGUUCCGAUUCAAACGCAACACGGGCUUUCGGCGCGUCGCCCAUGUUUCCGGAAAUCUCGUCCUAUCACAUUCUCGACGCAUGCAAUCCCACUCGUGGCUGAUACUGUUCUCUCGUGUUUGCAAUACAAUCCUGAUAAUUGUCGGGCAAUGCGCCCGUGGGCCGACUUCUUGCGCUGGAACCGUGGUAGGAUUUUGCACAGCGCUGGGCAAGGACAGAUCAGUUGAUUGGCAAGUCGAAGAAAGUCUCCACGAGCCCUGAUGUGUGUAUUCGAUAGGCGCGACCGGAUCGUGGGUACAAAUCGGACCUGUCCCAAUCAGGCCACUUGCUCGCUUAAUCUGUCACCUGCAACGCCUAUCGACUUCCGUCAAAACCGCGGUACCCCAGUCCACACGACAGUAUAAGAUGGCUGCUGAGGCUGCAAAUCCAUCGACCACGACUAAACUCCUCGACCGUCUGCCAUGCCCCAGCCCCGACUACGCAUCGCCAUCUGGCCGACCCAGCGGUGGAGGAAUCGGCGGACUCACUCUCGCCCUCGCGCUGUCCCGAUAUCCAGACAUCGAAGUGCAGAUCUACGAGGCAGCCAAGUCUCUGUCAGAAGUUGGCGCCGGUGUCGGCAUUUUCCCGCGGCCAUGGAAGAUCGUGCAGUUGCUCGGUCUGGACCACGAUCUGGCUAUGACAUGCGAGACGAAACCGGUAGAAGGACCCGUGGCCGGUUUCAACUACAGGAAGUCGGAUCAGGGUGCAGGGUUCGCAUUCUCGACGCUCGUCACGAAUGGAUCGUUGUUGACGUUCCACCGCGCGGACUUUCAGAACGUGCUGCUCAGCCACCUACCGUCGUCAACGCGAAUUCACAUGUCCAAGCGCCUGCACACCUUCGUCCAAAGACCAUCUGGGCCGACGGAGCUCGUCUUUGAGGACGGAACACGAAGCUUCUGCGACGUACUGGUCGGCGCGGACGGCCUGAAAUCCAACACCCGGCGCGCGUUUCUCUCCGAGCGCAUCCGGUGGAUGCAGGACCAGGGCAGGUGGCAGGAGGCUAGAGAAAUCGAGACCUGCAUCGAGCCGGUGUGGAGCGGCUGCACGGCCUACCGCGCGCUCUUCCCUGCGGAACGUCUCCGAGCCCUGGCGCCUUCCCAUCAGGUGCUCACGAAAGGCACUCAGUACCUGGGCAAAGGCGCGUUUGUCCUCGGUUACCCAAUCCAGAACGGCAAGAUCAUCAACUUUGUCGCCUUCGACUUCCGGCACGAACUCGAGGGAACGCCUUACGGCGGGCCUUGGAUGAGCCUCGGGGACAAGUCCCAAUUUGCCCACCUGUUUGAAAACUGGGAGCCGGAUGUCCAGCUCCUGAUACAGUGCGUCGACCAGGCGGCGACUUGGGCGAUCCAUACCGUCAAGCCCCUCCGCUCGUUCGUUUCCGGAAACGUGGCGCUUCUCGGCGAUGCGGCUCAUGCUAUGCAGCCGCACCAAGGCUCCGGGGCAGGUCAGGCCAUGGAGGACGCAUAUAUCCUAGCAACAAUUCUCGGCGACGCAUCCACGACGCGCGAGACCCUCGGACGUUCACUGCGCAUCUACGACGAGAUCCGCCGCCCCGCCGCGCAGCACAUCGCCAGCGCGUCGCGCUUAAACGGGCGCUACUUUAGUUUCGAGGAGGACCCGAUGGACGGGCUGGAGGGUCAGCAACUGUGGGACCGGCUGCAGCAUCUCUACCAGCGCGUAGUGAAGAACUGGGAGUGGGCGUGGACGACAACCAUUGACGACCAGGUGAAAGAAGCUCUGCGGCAACUCAAACGCGCCUCUCGAUGAUAAUUUUAAGCUUAUACACGCCCUUGACCCCGGUUGCCAUAUAUCCCUACAUAAUCUACAGCACGCUCACACUUAGAUCUAUUCGCUCAUGUGUACAACAGCCAUCAAUUCAUCAUCUUUCGACCCGA